Molecule: messenger RNA, 996 nt
Organism: Monosiga brevicollis MX1
Lineage: Eukaryota; Choanoflagellata; Craspedida; Salpingoecidae
Exons: 3
Coding region: 1-996 (331 amino acids)
Source: RefSeq, a predicted model, not a curated record
AUGACGCGUUCACGACAUGGCAGCAGCAGUACGGCCAAUGGCUCGGGCGAGGCGCCCGCAAAGCCCAAGCCCUGGCUCUGGAUUAUUAGCUACAUGUUUUUCGCUGCACAGUUGAUCGCCGGCGUUGUUUCAGGCAUGGACUCGAUCUUGCUGCACGUGAAUGACCGCGGCGACUGGCAGCCGCCCACAGCCCUCUAUCUCUUUGUGUUCAUGGUGGGCGAGAUGAUGAUCCUGCUGCCCUGCGCCCUGCUGCUCCGCAGCCGCGGUCGCGGUGGGUUCAAGGCACCGGCCGUGCGCACCGGUUUCAUGGCUGGUGCGCUCAACGGCAUUGGCGUUCUGGGCUUUGUCGCCCUCAACGGCAUUGAAGAGGGUGAAGCCUCUAGCAUCGCCCCCUUUAGUUCCCUCUACGUCCUCAUUCCCAUUCUCUACGGCCUCAUUGUCCGGCGCGAGAAGCUCACCGCCCAAAAGGCCAUCGGGGUUACCGUCGGCGUCCUCUCUACCGUCAGCUUUAUUUACAGCGGCUCCAUCCCUCUCGGGGUCAAUCGCCCCGACAUUGUCCUUGCUGCCAUGGCCUGCUUUGUUGGUUGGGGUGGGUGCAUUCCAUUUUAUCACCACAUGUCAACGUGGCCCGAGAGUAGCUUUGCCGCAGCCUACAUUGUCAACAUCCUGACCUUUGGGAUGGUGGGUCUGGUGCCCACUCUGUUCACGGCGCCCAUGCUGCCCGACGUCCGAGAGCUGGGCAUGCUGGAAAUUUUCAACCGCUCCAGAAACCUCUUGGGCGCCGGUGCUUGCGACGGCCUGUCCUCCCUGGCCUUUAUUGCCAUGUCCGCUGCCUACCCGGAAGACUCGGUUGUCGUCGGUACCCUCUCCAGCCUCUACGUCAUCUUCCCCACCGUUGUUGGCCUGCUUUGGCUAGGUGAAUCUCGGACCACGGGCAAGAUUGUUGCCGUGGCCCUUGGUCUCUUGUCCUCGGGUCUCCUAAGCGCCGAGGCCUGA